Molecule: messenger RNA, 1011 nt
Organism: Drosophila serrata
Lineage: Eukaryota; Metazoa; Arthropoda; Insecta; Diptera; Drosophilidae
Source: RefSeq, a predicted model, not a curated record
UAGCAAGCGAAAGGUUGAUAUUACGACAGUUCUCUUUUAAGUUUAAAAAAUUCCAGCAACUACUUACAAACAAAUUAAUCAAUCUCAAAAUUCAACGCGUUAGAAAAUACAAUGGCCAAUGAAGUUUUAGGUGGUGAUGUUUAUGCCCAUUUACUUCGUCGUCUUCAGUACCAUUAUCCAAUUGAUGGAAGCCACAAGAAAUGGGUGAAGCCACAAAUAAUGAUCUUAUUUGCCAGCGGAGAUAUAAACAAGGCUCUGGAGAUCAUUAUCAAGGAUCUGAAGCAUCCAAUAGGAAGUGGUCAGGUGGUGUGUUUCCUGGUGGAAGAAUGCAUCCGAGAUGAAGUGAUCAAAAAGCUGCGAGAAGGCUUAGAACCCAUGGAUGAGCGCAUACAAAAACAUCCGAGUUAUCUAAGAUCAGUAAAGAUUAUCGAUCGCCUGAAAUGUCAAACUGUUCACAUGGAGGAAUUCGAUGAGGAAGAUACGAAAAAGCGAUGUGGUCGCAGGAUAAAAGGAUCACCAAUAGUUGUCUUGGACUUUCCCCAAUACUAUUUCGGAGAUACACCCACGGCUGUGAUCACAAUGAGUACCUUUCGAACCCUCAGCGAAGCAGUGGCACUUUAUAAACGAGAAAAGAUGGACUUUGAUGCUACCUCUGUGUGGUCAGGGAAGUUGGCCCAGUGCUUUGAUUUGGUUACCAGAAUUCCGGAAGCUGGAAACUGGACAUUCAACAGCAGUAGUCACAACAUUAGGAAACCCACGAAAACCAAUACUGUGGUUUUUGUUGAAAAAAACAUUCACUACGAGUUUCAUGAAAUUGGUGGCAAGAUGAAUACCAUUGCAUUUCCUGUUGUGCCUGUGCUGCAGGCCAUUGAUCCAUCGGAGGAUAUAUUUCAAUUUCAUUGAUCUGGCUAAUCUAUACAGAUGUAAUAUUAUCAAAUUUCUAAUGGAAAAUAGAUUUUUGGAUAAGCCACAUACAAAGAAUAAGUACAUAUAUAAAAUCUUUAAAAGUAA